AGUUUCUCCUAACAAAGUGUUUAGCUCAGAGCAAUAGUUGCCGCAUUCCACUCCUGUCGGCAUGCAUUUGCUUGUGCUUAGUAACAGAGUGACGAUAGCCGUGAAGGGUAACGACCCACGUUAGCUAAGGAGCAUGCAUUCGCGUGCGUAAGAUCUCAGGAUAUGUUUCUCCCUAACUAAAUCUAGCUGGAGGUCGAAGCUCUUUGAAACUUCUUUACGAGGGAUACGUGGUUCGCUUCUGCAUUUUAGGAAUUCCUAAACGCAAAUGUCGCUGUUAGAGAGGAGAGCGGCGCUCUUUACUGCACGCUAGCGUCACGUGUUAGCACCGCGUGUUAUCAGGGACCUCGGGAAUUGCUUGUACCGGCCUAUAGGUCUUGUGGUGGUAACGCUUGAUGGUAACCCUUUCCCUUCAUCGUCGUCCAAUGGGUCGUGUACGCGACGCACGAGGGUCGUUCAUGGGUGUCGUGCUCUUGCUGCUAGCGGUUCAGCAGCAGCGGCUGGUGUCAUGCCAGGGGGCGACGACAGGUACCACCUGUCCCACUCCCACCGCCACCGUGCAUGUGGCCGAGGGCGGGCGUCUCACAGGCUGCUGCGGCCAGAACCCUCAGCAGGCAUGCGGUUCCGUACAAGCAGCGCUUAACAGUGCGUCAGAGGGCGCCACUAUUCACAUCGCAUCAGGCUCCUACACCCACGCCUCCCCCUCGCCCCUCCUCUUGCCCCACCAACGUCUCACCAUCCUCGGCCCCCCCUCACCCUCCCCCCCGCCCUCAUUGACUGUUCCUACGGCCCCUGCUUCCAAGCCCUCUGCCCCUCCACCACCAUCACCACCCCUGCUGCUCUCCCUCUCCCCUCUCCUCUCCCCUCCUUUUCCUCCUCCCCCUCCUCCCGUUUUCCUCCUGAUGCGCCUGGUGCUGCUGGCACUGGGGAUGCUGUAGCAACGGGUAUAGCGACAGCUACAGAGACAGCUGUAGGAGAAUCCGCAAAAGGAGCAAUGCUGCAAUCAGGAACGGCAGCAGCAACGGCAGCAGCAGCGCCUCUGGAUUCAACUUGCAGCAGGUCCCUCAUAACGAUCUCUCGCCUGCACGUAGUGAAUGGAUGGUCAAGGAGCAAGGGCGGGUGCAUGCUGCUCCAAGGAGUGAACGCAGUGCUGAGCGACCUCACCCUCUCCAACUGCUUUGCCUCUGAGUCGGGAGGGGGGAUGCAGAUCAGCAAUGCACCGGGGCCAAUCACGAUGCGCCACGUCACCAUCCGGAACUGCUCAGUCUCCUUCCAAGUCCCUUCCACCAACCAGACCACCGCUGGUUCUCGUCGUCCCUUAGCCGCUUUUCCAUCAUCCUCCUCCUUUUUCUCUGCAUCGUCGUUUUCGUCAGCAGCAACAGCAGCGGUAGUGGCAGCAGUGGCAGCAGCAAGAGCAAUACCAGCAGCAACACCAGCAGCAGUGGCAGCCGCAAGGGCAACGCCAGCAGCACCAGCAGCCGUUGCAGCGUCGGUACCAUCAUCAUCAUCAUCAGCAGCAGCAACAGCAGCAGCAACAGGUUCUGAUGCAGCAGCAGCAACAGGUGCUGAUGCAGCAGCAUAUGUUGCCCCGAUCCAACGGACAGGGGUGACCAUCCGCUCCUCCUCGUUCCAACGCUGCAUGUCCACCACGGGUGGGGCAGUGUACGACUACAUGUCCACAUUCGACGUAUCGCACACGGCCUUCCUCUCAUCUUCUGCUGUGCUCCUUCCCAGCGACUACACCACCGGCGUCGGUGGCUGCCUCAAGCUCAACAGCACGGCAGCCGCCUCCUUUGCCCACUGCCGCUUCGCGCACUGCUCGGCCUUCAUAACCGGGGGUGCGGUGACCUUUUACCAAGGAGACGCACAGCCGCAGAUCCACAACUGCACGUUUGAGGAGAACGAAGCCCUGAUUCAGGGUGGGUCCAUCGAGCUGGUUUUCGUGAAAGGCCCAGCGAACUUCACAGACUGCACGUUCCGCCGUAACCGCGUUACCAACGGGCCGAGCUUCGGAGCGGCGAUCCUGUCGCUGGGCGUGCCGAUGCGCGUGGAGAGGAGCCGGUUUGAGCGGAACAUAGCGGUGAACAUGAUGCCUCCAGUUGCAGAUGGCGACACGUUUCUCACCCAGGGCGGGGCGAUUGCAGCGAAUAUGUUCAUGGACCCUCUGGUGGUGUACGACAUCAUCGACAGCGAUUUUGUCGAGAACCAGGCGGGGCAAGGAGGAGCCCUGUAUGCGGACACGGGGCGUAUCACGCUGCUCAACUGCCUCUUCCUGCGAAACGGGGACCAUGCCAACUCCUCCCUUGGUGGUGCUAUCACCUCGCGGGGACGAACCGUGAUCGACAACUGCUCGUUUGUGGACAACAAGGCGCAGGACGAGGGUGGCGCGCUGCACUUCCUGCCCUAUGACAACCUCACCAUUGCCAAUUCGCUCUUCCAACGCAACUCCGUGCUCAAACAGAACGGGGGCGCUAUCAACGUGUACGCGGGCACGGGGGCAGUGCGAGUGGUGAACACCACGUUCGUCAACAACACGGCAGAGAGCUCCAAGGGCGGGGCAGUCUACAGCGAGUCGGUGUCUAUCACCUUUGAUAAUGUCACACUAGACGGCAAUAAAGCAGGGCUGCAGGGGGGGGCAGUGGCAGUCUAUGCCUCCAGCAGCGAUGGUGUGCCCACAGAAGCCUCUUUCCUCUCCUGCCGCUUUGUGCGCAACGAGGCGGUACUAGGGGGAGGUGCCAUCUACUCGGGGCUGAGCAUGCGCAUGCGCAUGCAGGCGUGUGUGGUGGAGGCCAACAACAGCACCGGGCUGGGUGGCGCCGUGCUUGUGCAGGAGUUCUCACGGGUCGACAUGACACGCACGCUGUGCCAAGGGAACAUAGCCCUCACAGGAGGUGCCUGCCUCUCUCUGCUGGCCAAUGCCCAGGCCACGGUGACCGACUCUGUGCUGCAGGGCAACGAGGGCGGCAGCGAGGGUGGGGCAGCUCGCAUCAGUGGCAGCGCGCACCUCUCCCUCCUCUCCUCCUCCGUCUCCCGCAACACCGCCGCGUGGGGCGGGGCCGUGUGGGUCGAAAUGGGUGCAUCGCUCAUCAUCGAUAACCGGACGAUGCUCGCUGGUAACCGUGCGCAGUACCUCGGCGGGACAGUGUACGCGACGCACGUGUCAAGAGUGGAGGUGCGAGGCGGGAGCGUGUUUCGGGACAACUCGGCGCUGCAUGGGGGAGCGUUGGUGGUUGGAGCAGAGGCGAGGGUGUCAGCAAGCGACUGUGCGUUUGAAAACAACACCUUGUCGGCAAUCCUCUUCCAGGGGUUUUCCCAGGGGUCCCUUAGAAACUGCAGCUUUUCUCGGAAUUCCAACGCGGCAGGGAGGGGCGGGGCGAUGCUGGUCGGAGACAGGACGACGGUCGCCGUCCACUCGUGCCAUUUCGCCAAGAACUGGGCAGCACUUGGCGGCGCAGUGAGCACCGAAGGCGGCCCGUAUCUCACGAUCAACGGCUCACAUUUCACCCGGAACAUCGCUCAGAUCGGCGCAGGGGUGGCCCUUGCAGGCACUACUUCGUUCGCCAUGGGGGACUCGGUUUUUUCUGGGAAUAAUGCGACGAAGGCGGGAGGGGGAGUGGCGGUUUUGGAGCAGGUGACUGGGGAGAUCACGGGGUCGAGGUUUGCAGGGAACUAUGCGGUGGUGGGGGGCGCUGGGGUGUAUUUGCUGCGCUCUGCUGCAGCUGAUAGCCCUCAGGGGAGUGCGUCUGCGCGUGAAAAGAGAGCUAAGAGAGCCAGGAACUCCAGGAGGAUUGCAUUGGCUAGCAGCAGCAGCAGCAGCAGCAGAAUGAGGGAAACGGCAGCUACUGGUGGCGCUUCUACUCCAAAUGGCACCACCUCCUCUUCAUCCGCCUCUCUCCAGUCGACCAAUCAGGUUCUCUGUCGAGGCUUGGUGUUUGAUGGCAACAGUGCCAUGGACGCGCACGGAGUGGCCUUCUUCGAAGCUUCCUACAGUCCUGACCUGCGGUCCGCCUGUGGGGACUGUCUGAUGCUGCAGCCGCCAGACACACAGGGCAGCAUGCCGGCAGACUUCUACCUCACAUGGCCGGGGGCGGCAGCAUCAUCCAAGGAGACAGGUGGCAGCUUCUCAGUGGUCGGCGCCAUGGGAUCCAUGCUGACUGGACUGCAGGUGGUGGUGGUGGAUCAAUUUGGAAACGUUGUCUCCAAGGACGACUCGGCCUUGGCCCGUGUAUCCCCUGACAGCCGCAUCAGCGGGUCACUCAGGGGCACGGCGCAGGCCGGCAUCAUCACCGUGCCGCCCAUUGCUGUCCGCGUGUCGCCGGCGGACGCGCUACAGCCGAUACCGCUCACGGUCACGGUCUCCUCCAUCACCAACGCCUUCCCGGACUUCUCCCACCCCUUCAACAUCUCGUUCUGCCCGGCCGGGCAGUACUUCGAUGGAGAAAGCUUCAGCUGCCAGGAUUGCCCAGUGGGCCACUGGUGUGCCCCCGGCCAGGGCAUGGAGACGUGCCCAGACGGCACGUUCACGUUCUACCCCAAUGCCGUGUCGGAGGACGAGUGCACGCCGUGUGACGAUGACAGCCUCGACUGCCGCUACGGCACCAUGCAGAUCGACUACCAGAACUGGCUGGACCCAGCAUCUCUCAACAGCACGCCCACCACAUAUGCGUGUCUGCUCACCAACGGCUGCUCUGGCACCACCUACACUGGGCCUAACACCACGCAGUGUGCCGUGGGCUACAACAACACGGUGGCCAUGUGCUCCCUGUGUGCGGACGGCUACUAUCUCGUGCUGCAGUUCUGCGAGCAGUGCACCUCUGCCUUCAAAUCGGUCUUCCCUCUCCUUCUAGUCAUAGUGCUGGUGGUGUGGGUGGCGAUGAACAUGCUGGCCGACACCUUUGCAGCGAUGGACAUAUUCCUCACCGAGGUGCAGCUGCUGGCGAUGGUGGCGUCUUUCAACCUCAACUUCCCCGCCUCCUGGGUCAAGACCGUGGUGCUGCUCUAUAAUAUCGCUGCGUUCGACCCCGACAUCAUAGGGCCGGAGUGCGUGUUCUCUCUGCAGUUCACAGGCAAAUUCUACAUGAACAUUCUCAUCCCUGUUAUAGGCCUCCUCGUUUACGCACUAGUGUUUGCGCACCACCGCUGGCUGGGUGGCUCGUUCUUCAUACGGGUGCACUCGUGGCAGCGCAAGGAGCGGCAGAAGCAGCGCUUACUCCAGCACUCUGUAACGAAGCGGCGGGCUUAUAACGAGUAUGAGAACUCGAUCGUGCACGCUUCGCUCAAGUGGCUGGACAUCUGCUACGUGUCGGUCAUGGUCAAAGUGCUGCAAGUCUUCAAGUCCCAAACGGUCGGCUCGGCAACAGUGAUGGCAGCGGCGCCGCAGAUCCUCUGGCUCUCCCCCGUGCAUGUUGGCAUGCUGGUUACCGCCGUGCUGGUUACGCUGGUGUACCUGGUGGGGCUGCCGGCGCUCUUUGCUGGCGUGCUGAUCGACGCACACACGUGCGACGUGCUCUCUUCCGCGCUCUUCAAACAGAGAUUCGGGUGGCUCACCGAACGAUUCACUCCCAAAUUCUGGUGGUGGCAUCUGACCAACAUAGGGUUGAGGGUGCUGCACGGCUGUAUCCUCGUGUUCCUGCAGCAGGAAACCAAGUCGCAGCCACGCACUACAAGACCUCGCCCCUCGCCUCGCUCUCUCUGGAGUAACCUGCAGGCGCUGCUCACCCUCGGCCAGUUCUUCUUCACGCUCUCGCUCGUCUGCUACAACUACCUCAACCUCUCCCUCUUCUCUCAGAUCCUCUUCGGCUUCUCCUCCGCCUUCAUCCUCAUCCCCACUAUAACGCUCCUCGUUUACGACUGUGUAAACAAUCACCUCGACCUCGCAAACGCGCGCAUGCUGCACCGCGUGUGGAAAGCCGAGCGCAAGCGCCAAAAGGCCCGAUUCGAUAAAAUGGACCCCUAUGACCUGGUCCCCGCUCAAGACAUAUGCGCCUGGUUCCGCCCUCACAUCAUCUUUGCGACUCUCCUCACCAACCGAACUGAGGAGCGGCGACUGCUGCUGCGCGUUCGGGAUCGGUUCGAGACGUGCCGAUUGGUCGGUUUGGCGCCCAUGGAUUGGCUAAACCACCUGAAGAAGCCGCAGCUGUAUGCUGUGCUCGCACAGGCGCUGCUGGGGGCGAGCACUGGCCAUGUGACUGUAGCGAGGGUGCCUAAGGAUGGGUGGUUCUGCAGGGCGCAUGGCGUGUGGCAUGCCUCGGGGGAGGAAUGCCAGGGAAGGGAGAGCCUGGGGAAUGGUUCGGUGCACGGGAUGGGCCAGCAACAGAGAGGGGAUUCUUCUCCUGGUGAAUCUCAGGUGAAUGGUUUGGUGGACCAGCAGCAGCAGCAGCCACUGUUGCAGCAGCGAGGGGGAGGGAGGAACUCGUGGUAUGAGCUGGAUGAGGCUGACGUGUGGCCACCUCAGCUGGAGAGCCACGUCAUCUGGGCAUCUUCCAGCGUGGCUGCUGCUGACGUGGACAACAUGGGUGCCGCAGCAGGAGGAGGAGGAGGAGGAAGAGGGUCAGGAGGAGCAGGAUGGGAGGGAAUAGGAGGACUUGGAAUGAGAGUGGGGGUGUGUGGGGAGUGAGAGGAGGGGCAGGAGGAAUGGGAGCAGGAGCAGGAGCGGGAGACAGUGAUACAGCAAGUGUUGAAAGCGAUAGCAGUGAUUUCAGCAGCACAAGUGGCAGUGGCGGGGGGGAGUCCCGAGAGGUGUGGGAGGCGGGGGAGCCAUGGGUGGGCUGAGCUCUGGAGCGCUCUCUACCGCGGCCAGUAGGGCCGGGCUUGGCCUCCGUGUAGGAAUAGCAGCGGCGGCGGCAGGAGCAGGAGGAGGAGCAGCAGCAGCAGGAGGGCCGGUGCUGAGGAGAACCCCUUCUAUUCGCGUGCAGAAUCUGGUGUCGUGGGAGGAGACCCCGCAUGAAGGCAUGCCAGAG
Messenger RNA from Closterium sp. NIES-67, 6956 nucleotides. The record is from the annotation of a GenBank genome assembly. NCBI's taxonomy places the organism in Eukaryota, Viridiplantae, Streptophyta, Zygnematophyceae, Desmidiales, Closteriaceae.